AUGGGGAGUGAUACAGUCUAAUGUACAUAUUUAUGGCUGCAUGUUUGCUUGCCAGCACAAUCAAAUGUAUUUCAAAUAUUUUAUUUUAAAUCGGAUAUUUGUCGAGUUUUUAUUAGGGACCCACGUGUGUCGUAUUGUAGUUCGAAUACUUUACAUUUACAGUUACAUGCAUGCUUAUGUAUGUCUGAAUCUGCGAUGACACGAUUUUCUUUCACCAAAUAAAUUGUAGUAGAUGUGAAUUUUAAAAUUAUAUGCAUUGGAAAGGUUUACACAUAUGCAUGUACGUAAAUGCCGCAGUGCCCUUAAUUAAUCAGCAAAAAAUUAGCUCACUUUCAACAACGCAAACAACAACAACGAACGCAAGCGUUGCAAAUCUAGAGCUAAAACCAAAAUAAAAAUACUCUUCAAUAAGUGCUACAUACGACAAGUAGAUUCGUACACACACAUACAAAGAUAAGGGUCUUUCGUUUUUGGUGGCAAAAAAUAUUCGUUGGCUCAAAUGUUCGCCACCAUACGGCAUCUAGUUGGCGGUGGCGCUGCUCAAGCGGCAGAGCCACUAACACAUGCGCAGGGGCAAUCGCCGUCAACGAAAAAGCAAACAAAACUGUCGAAAAGAUUGCGCCAACAACAACAGCUCGAGCAAAUGCAACAAAUGUUGUUGCUCGACAGUGAAACCUAUUCCAAUUUGCGUUAUGAGCGCACCAACCUAAGUCACAGCAGCCUGCUGCUGCAUCAGAUCUCGCAAGACAGUGCAGCGGUCGAGUGCAACGAAACGCUCGACGCCAUCGUGCCAUUAACAUUUGCAUCGGCCGCAACACCCAUAAUCGUGCCCAGUGGCUUUAGAGCCGCCACGCCUUCGGAGAAGCAAUCGUUUACGCCUGGAACACGACUCUACACCACAUCGACGCCUUCGCCGCCUCCGCCGUCAGUGCCACUAGUGCUAGCGCAUUCAUCGCCGCCACCACCCUCCACAGCGGGCAGCGUGCCACCCGCCCUAAGCGGAGGUGGUUAUUCGUCGUAUUUGCCGCACGACUACAGCCUUUGCGAUUCGUGUCGUCCGCUACGUUUUCAAAAUUCCCUCGUGAAAUCCGGUAGUCCCGGUGCAGUAUCGCAAAAAAGUUUCGGUGCCGUCUCUGCGCGUUAUCUCAAUUUAAAUUCGAGUUCAAGUAAUCGUUUCAGUUCGCUGCCGCCAUCUUCGAUUUUGACACCAACACCGCCGCCACCACCACAGACGCAACAAGCGCCUCAAUCGCAUCCUCCGCCGUUACGCUCCUUUCAUCAUUUCUCUCGUUUACAGCCACGACGUACAACUAGCGCCAGCAUGUCGCAGUCUGGAGACGAUCUACAUUCACCCAGCUAUUUGUCAUGGCGGAAGCUGCAGCUGAGCCGAGCCAAACUAAAGGCGUCCAGCAAGACGUCGGCGUUACUCUCAGGAUUUGCAAUGGUCGCCAUGGUUGAGGUUCAAUUGGAUAGUAGCACCAAAGUGCCUGCCGGCAUGCUUGUCGCAUUCGCCAUCUGCACCACGUUGCUCGUUGCUGUUCACAUGUUGGCGCUUAUGAUCAGCACCUGUAUUUUGCCAAACAUUGAAACUGUUUGCAACUUGCAUAGUAUCUCCCUGGUGCACGAGUCUCCCCAUGAACGUCUACAUUGGUACAUUGAAACCGCCUGGGCAUUUUCUACUCUUCUCGGCCUCAUACUCUUCCUCCUAGAGAUAGCCAUUCUCUGUUGGGUGAAAUUUUAUGAUUUAAGUCAACCAGCCGCUUGGUCGGCAUGCAUCGUACUUAUUCCGGUAAUGAUAGUCUUCCUAGCGUUUGCGAUACACUUCUAUCGUUCGCUCGUUACUCACAAAUACGAAGUUACCGUUUCGGGCAUACGAGAAUUGGAGAUUUUGAAGGAACAAAUGGAGCAAGACCACAUCGAUACACAUCAUCAUCAUCACCAUCGUAAUAAUGGCUUAAAUUAUGGUGCCAGUGGUGAAAUCGUUUAAGUAAUGUGGAACAAACGAGAGCGUGGGAUUCUGUGGUGAACUUGUUGCCGCCGAAACGCACUUUUUAUAAACAUGCACUGGAAAAUAGACACCUGUAUGUAAGCGACUACUUACUUUUAGCCGAUAAAGUUUUUAUACGCUACUUUUACACGAAUAUAUAGACAUUGGUAACAAACAAUAACUAAAUACAAUAUGUGUAAAUAAAUACUUGUAUGUAGGUUAACUUUGUUAUUAUACAUAAUAUGUACACGCAAAACUUAAUUGAAUUGAAUUCUCAAAGAAUUCAAAUACAAUUGUGAUAUUGGUAAAUGUUUUUGAUUUGAAUUAUGAAAUGCAUUUUGGCAUAUUUUAAUUUAGCAACUAAUUUUAAAAACUUAAUCGACAUUAUACUAUUAACUAUUUGUUUAUAAGCUGAAAGCAUGCGUAGUUAAUCCUACAAUUAUAUCCAUAUGUGUGGCAUAGUUGUGCAAAAUUUGUUUGCGAUUACAUUUCACUUACCACCAAACGCUACAAAGGAAUCAUGAUGUGUUGCUAAUAGUAAGAUUCGGUACUUAGUUUUCAACUGUAAUUGAGGAACAUUGUUUUAGGUAUCAAAAACGAAUGAAACACCUAUGCAAAGCAAAAAUAAAAUCUCUAUGUGCAAGUCACCUCAAAAAAUUAUUCCUUAUCGUUUCAAAUCAACUAUGUAUUUUAAAAACGUAUUUGUAUCUAUUCUACAUACUUUUAGUUUAAAUAUAAGAAAAAAUAAUAAAAAGUAAUAAUAACAAGAUAAA
Molecule: messenger RNA, 2760 nt
Organism: Rhagoletis pomonella (apple maggot)
Lineage: Eukaryota; Metazoa; Arthropoda; Insecta; Diptera; Tephritidae
Gene: Orai
Product: calcium release-activated calcium channel protein 1
Exons: 2
Coding region: 500-1987 (495 amino acids)
Biological process (GO): store-operated calcium entry
Cellular component (GO): membrane
Molecular function (GO): store-operated calcium channel activity
Source: RefSeq, a predicted model, not a curated record